CAUCAUAAACGAGCAGCCCCGCAGGAGAAUGUAAACGCGUCCUGUCCGUCCUCCUCCUCCUCCUCCUCACCAUCAUCUUCAUCAUCAGUCCAGAGAGACCCGCGCUUAUGAUUAAAGCUCAGGUUCGCGUCACUCAUCAUCAGCUGGAAUUAAUGAGUUUGUCAGUGAUUAAAGAGCCUGUGUGCUGCUGAUGAACUGGGCUGGAUUCUGCCUCUUCACCGCUCUGCCCUUAAAAUGGAGUUUGUGGAGAGGAAGCGGAGCAGGAAAUCGCAGAGCUUUAAGCUGGUGAAUGAUGCAGAUUUUAGCCAUGAAAUGGAUGAUGUAGACCAGAAUGGCACUGACGGGGAUGUCCUGGAUGCUUCUGAGACUGAAGUCUGGUUAGGUGAUGAAGGGAUGGAGAUAAAGAAGCAGAUAACAGGCAUGAUGCGCUUGCUGAGUGACAAGACAGGACGAGUGUACCAGCGGGUUGGACGAGAGGGUGAGACCCUCAAACAGGAGCCUCAGGAGGAGGCUCUCAGCCUGCCUGUGGCUCAGAGCCCAGCCCCUGAACAUCUCCAGUACGGCUGGAGCUCAGUCCUGAUGACUCACGGGAAGUACGGCACCCGCUCCAAAACCCAGAGGAUGCUCAACCACUCGAAAGCUAAUGACAUGGCCUUGCCCCCUGCGCCUGCUGCCAUGGCAACUGAGCCCAGCUGCUGUAUGUGCAACUGCAAGAGCACCCUGCAGGCCAUUUUGCUGGAGUUACGUACCAUGAGGAAACUAAUCCAAACUCAGAGAGGAUCCCAGGACAAACGGGGCUCCCAGGUCUCGCUCUCGUCCCGAACCUCCAUCUCCAGGAGGAGGAGCCGAAAGAGGAGGCCGGGUCACAGAGUUACAGUUCUGACCACGCCCAUUAAAAGAACCACACCUCCGUCACCACCCGCUGAGACCGAUGCUGUUAAUGAGUGUAAUCAGUCAAGAGUGGACACGCCCCCAACAGUGACAUCAUUUAUCCCAGAUCCCAUUCCCAGUGCCAAGAUUUCUCCCUCUCACUACAGCGUCACCAGAGGCCAAAGCACCACAGAGCCGGAGGUGCAGUUGGCUGAGGAUUAUGACGUAUUUAUUCCUAAAGCACAGUUGGACUCUAUCUUACUGAACUACACUCGCUCUGGCAGCCUGCUCUUCAGGAAACUGGUGUGUGCAUUCUUUGAUGAUACCACACUGGCAAACUCACUGCCCAACGGCAAGAGGAAGAGAGGUCUGAACGACACCAGGAAAGGACUCGAUCAAAACAUAGUCGGAGCCAUUAAAGUGUUCACAGAAAAGUAUUGCACAGCCAAUGGAAUUGAGAAGCUUCCUGGCCCCAGAGACUGGGUCCAGAUUCUGCAAGACCAGAUUAAACUCGCACGUCGACGCUUAAAAAGAGCAGAGACAGCCUCAGACAGUAGUGAUAUUCAGCACAAAACAGAGAAAUGUCAGCAAACUGUUGAUAAAGUGGAAACUGUGACACAAAAUGGUGCUGCUUAUGAGAGAACAGAAUGUCUAGUUGCUAUGGACACUGCCUGAGAAGAGAUUGUUUUCAAAAAAAUGCAACCUCCGACCCCCGCAAAGGAGUCAUUUUUAAUUGUUUUGUCCGUCUAGACUGUAGCACGUACGGAGAGACGAGGCUUUGAAAUUCUCACGGUCAGCUGUGCAACAGACAGAAAGUUUGUUUGGAAAGAAACAGCAACGUUUUGCUGAUCAGUUAGUGUUCCAGACUGCUAUGAACACACUUUUAUAACACAAGUACUCUCAUUUGAUCAUUUUAAAGUGGGUGGUCUGUCCCAGAUGUCACUAGUUGUCUUCUAGGAAGUGUUUGAAGUUUUUCAGCGUCAUCCAAAUGCUUCACCAACAAAUAUCAGCAGGACUGCUGAGAAAACAUGACUGUGCCUUUAAUUCACUCUGCCAUGCCAAGCAACAAACUGAUGUCAUCUCACAAUUGUGCUGUUUAUUGACAGUGGCAUUUUCUAUAUUAAUAGUACUUAAUGUCAUAUUCGCUGCACAUAGUCUUACUAAUGUGUUGUUGGUUAUAUAAUCUGGCAGACUGGUGAUGUAGACCUGUAACUGUUUGACUUCCUGUGUAAGAGGAUUUAGUGUCUAUUGAAUGUGUACAAAUGAGUGAAUAUGAACAUUGUCCUGCGUCUGUGUAACAAGGGUUUUUACCUCACUGUCAAAUGCUUGAAUAACUAUUCAUGUUAAUAUCCGGGUUGAAUAAAAGUUAAGCUGUUUGGGCAGCAUCUGGGGCUCGAUUCAUGUCUCAGGUUGUAAAAGCAAUCCUAAAACCGCACGUACGGAAAUGCACUUACAUUGUACACCUGGCCCAUAGACUUCCACUGUAAGUGCAUAACUGUCCACUCAAACUGAUGUUUGCUUUGAUGAACUGAGAUAUGAAUCAAAGCGAAUGCCACUGAUGCUGUUGAUAGAGCUUUAAUGGAACUAUUCCUUUAAGAGAACAGAUGUUGUGUCUGUGCCUCCUUUUUAAUAUUCCUGUUUAAAAAAAAAAAAAAAGAUUAACUUUAUGUUUAUUAGUGGAAAGUUGUUUGGUCCGAGACGUCAAAUAAUAAAUAUGGCUGUGUCUUACAUGGUUGACCUAAACUUGA
Cyprinus carpio (common carp) is the source of this 2618-nucleotide messenger RNA. RefSeq names its product BEN domain-containing protein 7-like. NCBI's taxonomy places the organism in Eukaryota, Metazoa, Chordata, Actinopteri, Cypriniformes, Cyprinidae. Gene Ontology annotation, molecular function: DNA binding. The record is from RefSeq and is a predicted model, not a curated record.